Molecule: messenger RNA, 1435 nt
Organism: Cloeon dipterum
Lineage: Eukaryota; Metazoa; Arthropoda; Insecta; Ephemeroptera; Baetidae
Gene: spz5
Product: spatzle 5
Exons: 6
Coding region: 56-1129 (357 amino acids)
Biological process (GO): central nervous system formation; innate immune response
Cellular component (GO): extracellular region
Molecular function (GO): growth factor activity; Toll binding
Source: RefSeq, a predicted model, not a curated record
CGGCGCGGUGCGCGGGACCUGGGUGGAAGGGAUUGCAAAGUAAGGAGCACCUUGAAUGUGUGGAGGCGGAAUUACCGCGGCUAACGAAAGAAAGACAAGUAGGUUAGUCUGUCUACCGACUCGAGCAGGACCCUCGCACUUUAGUCGCCAAAGGACUCACGCCUCGCGGUCCGCUCGCAUGUGCACCAGCAUGACUCCGGCAAAAGGCUUGUGUGCUCUGGGCCUUUUGUUGGCCGUCCUCGUAUGCGGCCCGCAGCCAGCGGAGAGCAGCCCCCAGUGCGAGCACUACGGUGGUUGCCGCGGCAGCUACCCCUUCCUGCCAGCCCCGCCGGGGAAAGUGCCGUCGUGCGCCAAACCUGGCUCAACAUCGUGCGACGCCAUCGAGCACUAUCCAGUACAACUCAUUCGUUACUUGAUUGAAAAAUGGGGUUACGAUUUCAAUACCCUGCUCAGCGACGAGAGCAGAGACGAAUUCUUCACUAGAUGGAGUCCAAAGCCCUACUCGCCACCGUCCUACAGCUACGGUCCACCCACUUCGUCGUACAACAAAGUGGUCCCUGUCUACUACCCGCAAGCAGUCAGAAAUUACACUGCCAACGCCAACGCCGGUGGUGGCUACCCGAACGCGAGGCGUUACAAGGCUCCGGCUCCGCCCGCCUCCACCCCGUACUACCCUUCCUCCUACUUCAGCUCCCUGCUGCCCAACAACCAGUAUGCACCGUCAGACAACUGGUGGAACAGAUACUCGCGGUCUGUGGCGACCAAGCAACAGCAGCAAAAGAGAAGUAAGAGGCAGGCUCCAGCGCCAAACGGGGCGACCCAGUUGUGUCCCACCACUUCAUCCUACAUCAUGCCGAGGGCGGCCCUCAACAACAGGGGUAACUGGAUGUACGUGGUAAAUAUCAACGAGGUCGAUGACAGAUACACUCAGCUGGUGAAGAGUGAAACUUGCGCGUCAAACCAAUGCAACGGACUGUGCACAAUCCCGAACGGCUACACCUCAAGCUGCCAACAGCAGUACGUGCAGAAAAGGUUGGUCGCACUCGAAGGUUCAGGCGACCGUCUCUACUCGGAUGUCUUCUGGUUUCCUCACUGCUGCAUUUGUCAAAUUGUACCCACAAAUAAUUGAGAGGAUCAAAGCAAAUAAUGAGAUGCUAAAAUAAGAAUUCGAGGUGUUCUUAUGAUGUAAUUAAUUUUUAAGUUGCGAAUAGGGCUGUAGAUUUCAUAUCAGUUACUUUUAAAAAGCGUGGGUUGUAAUUUUUGAUGAAAUAUUUAUUGGAUGGUUAAAAAUUUUAUCUGGGUUUUAUUCGCUGAUAAAAAAAUUAAAAUAAUAAUAGAAUAUCUUUCAGUGUAAGCUAGUUAGGCUUACAUUUAGUUAUGAUCUGUUCAAAAUAAUUGUUGUAUUGCAAUAAAUUUGCUGCACAAAGUUUUAUAA